UCGAAUGGAUCAGGACUAACUUUGGAGAAUGCCCGGAAGAGGCCGACGAGGACACUCGGAGGACGUACGCCCGCGUGUACUUAUGGUACAUGAUUUCGAGGACUCUCUUUCCUGACAGUGGGGGGAAGCUGGCCCAUUGGUGUUGGCUGAAGGCGCUUACGGUGUUGGAUAACCGGUGGAGUUGGGGAACAGCGGCACUUGCCUACCUCUACCGGCAGUUGGACGAAGCUUGUCGCAGGUCUGGGAGCGGCGGUAUUGGUGGAUGCAUGCUCCUACUUUCCGUAUGGAGCUGGGACCGCCUAUCAGUUGGGCGGCCCAGGGUACUCAACGAGAGGCCAUGGCCUCAUCACCCUCACUUUCCUGAUCGGGAGCCCACUUGGGCAUACCUUUGGGACAAUGUCUCGGAGAUGACGAGCGAUCCAAAGAUCAUGUACAUGCAGUACACUGCGGAGUUGGACACUCUUACCGCUGAGCAGGUGGAAUGGGAGCCAUAUGGUACCUACUACCGUAUUGGCGCGUCGAUGACUGACCUCAACCACAAGUGCACGGAGGAGGCGCGGUUCUGGCGUAUGCGCUAUCAGUUGUAUCGGGAUGUUUCCAGGCUGUGA
Lolium perenne is the source of this 608-nucleotide messenger RNA. Its product is annotated as protein MAIN-LIKE 1-like. The record is from RefSeq and is a predicted model, not a curated record. Lineage: Eukaryota; Viridiplantae; Streptophyta; Magnoliopsida; Poales; Poaceae. Gene Ontology annotation, biological process: meristem maintenance; meristem development.